This is a messenger RNA of Aspergillus melleus, 648 nucleotides long. RefSeq names its product DNA replication protein PSF1 (gene PSF1). Gene Ontology annotation, cellular component: GINS complex. The transcript is spliced from 3 exons. Gene Ontology annotation, biological process: DNA strand elongation involved in mitotic DNA replication; DNA replication. The record is from RefSeq and is a predicted model, not a curated record. The coding region runs from base 1 to 648 and encodes 215 amino acids. Lineage: Eukaryota; Fungi; Ascomycota; Eurotiomycetes; Eurotiales; Aspergillaceae.
AUGUACGGCGAACACGGAAAUAAGCUGGUCCAACAUGCCAAACGCACCCAAUCGCUCGCCCACCUCCCACCCUACCAGUCCGAACUGGUCCGCGCCGUCGCCCGCGAAGUACGCGAACUAGAUCGCGACGUUGCUCGUCUUCUCGCGCCCUUCGAAGGAAGCUUCAAUCCCUCCUCUCAGCCGGACAUUGCAUGCGCCCUCCUCGUCGACCACCUCUGCACGCGCCGCAACAAGCGAUGUCUCCUGGCCUACCACCGCGUGCGGACCGACAAACUCGAAGAACUGUGCUGGACCGGCAUCGACGUGCUAGAACAGCAGCAGCCGGCUGAAGAUGGCCAGGGAGCGUCGUCGGGGCCCAUGAAUGCGCAAGCGGGGAAUCAUAGCUCUCUGAGUCCCGAGGAAGAGGAGUAUUUUAGGCAGUAUAGUGACAUGCUGGCUGCGUAUAAGGGACAAUGGACGGAGAUUGAUCUUACGGGGAGCUUGGAGCCUCCGAAGGAUCUGUUUAUUGAUGUGAGAGUGUUGAAGGAUGCGGGGGAGAUUCAGACGGAAUAUGGGGUUAUCAAUUUGACGAAAAACAGUCAAUUGUACGUACGGCAGGGUGAUGUGGAAAGACUAAUUGCGCAGGGAUUUCUGGAGCGAUUAAAUUGA